This is a messenger RNA of Trichoderma citrinoviride, 1131 nucleotides long. RefSeq names its product NAD(P)-binding protein. Lineage: Eukaryota; Fungi; Ascomycota; Sordariomycetes; Hypocreales; Hypocreaceae. The transcript is spliced from 3 exons. Bases 1 to 1131 code for a protein of 376 amino acids. The record is from RefSeq and is a predicted model, not a curated record.
AUGGCUGACGAGAAGCCGUCGGUCCUCAUCAUUGGCGGCUUGGGCUAUAUCGGCCGCUUCCUUGCCCAGCACAUCCACAAGAACAAUCUUGCCUCAGAAGUCCGAAUCGUCGACAAGGUCCUGCCCCAGCUCGCCUGGCUGGCGCCUGAAUUCUCGGAAGCAUGCGCCCAGAGCAAGUUCAUGCAGGCCGACGCUAGCAAGCCGGAGGCUCUAGUCAAAGUGUUCGACCGACCCGACGGCAAGCAGUGGGACUAUGUCUUCAACUGCGGUGGCGAGACGCGAUACUCCCAGGAAGACGAGGUUUACAAGCUCAGGUCCUUGGACCUUUCCCUUGCGGUUGGCCAGGAGGCUGCCAAGCGCAAAGUCAAAGUCUUUGUCGAGCUAAGCACGGGCAUGGUAUACAAGUCAGAUUCAGUUCCCAGCAAGGAGGGAGACAAGUUGAAGCCAUGGAGCAAGAUUGCCGUCUUCAAGCUGCAGGCAGAGGAGGCACUAGCCAAGAUCGAAGGGCUCAACCUCGUCAUUGUCCGCCUUCCUCAUGUGUACGGCCCCUACGCUUCUCAAUGGGUAGCGACAGCCCUAUGCAUGGCACGCGUUUACCAGCACAUCGAGGGCGAAAUGAAGUGGCUGUGGACCAAAGAUUUGCGCACCAACACUGCGCAUAUCCACGAUGUAUCCCGAGCCCUCUGGGACAUUGCCGCCUGGUACGACGCCGGCAAGCCCAACUGGGACGAGAGCGAGAUGGGCAAGGUGCCCGUAUUCAAUGUGGUGGACAAGGGCGCCACCACGCAGGGCACCAUUGCUGACAUUAUUGGCGAAAUCUUCAAAAUCGAGACGGGCUUCCAGGGUCAGCUGAUCAGCACUUUCGCGAGGAUGAACCUCGACAGCGUGGUCGACGAUGUCAACGACGAGAUCCUCGGCCCCUGGGCUGAUCUGCUAUCCGACGCCGGCAUCACACGGCCAGGCCCGCUGACGCCGUUCAUGGAGAAGGAGCUUCUCAAGGACACCGACCUCAGCAUGGAUGGCAGCAGGUUGGAAGAGAUUGUGGGUUUCAAGUACGAGAAACCCGUCAUCACCAAAGAGCUUGUUGAAGAGGUCAUUGAGAGCUACAAGCAGAUGAAGUGGUGGCCAUGA